Solea solea (common sole) is the source of this 1432-nucleotide messenger RNA. RefSeq names its product IQ motif containing D (gene drc10). Bases 151 to 1374 code for a protein of 407 amino acids. The transcript is spliced from 5 exons. Lineage: Eukaryota; Metazoa; Chordata; Actinopteri; Pleuronectiformes; Soleidae. The record is from RefSeq and is a predicted model, not a curated record. Gene Ontology annotation, molecular function: protein binding.
AGCUUAUGUGUGAGGAACACAAAGGCAACAGGGUAACCAUGUGAAGCAGACGCAUGGAUACCCAUACAUACACACACAUGUGAUCACAGUAAAGCUAAAGCGGUGUGGCCUGGACGACGUGCAGCUGUUUGUCGACAUGAAACUGCACCAAUGCAAACCCGUACCUGUACAGUACCCUACAGUAUGUCUACAAAGGGGGCAAUAGUUGUGCCAACAACAAAGGCAAAGGUCCAGCUUGUGGCUGUUUUAAAGAACAAUGACCGACCACAGAAAAUGCUGCUCUCUGUUGAGGCUCAGCGGAUCUCACGCAUAUUGGAAAACUGCAUCAGUCAAAUAGAGAUUGUGGCAACACUGCCUGCUCUGCUGCAUUUAAACAGUGCCUCAAGAGUCGUGGAUGAAGAAAUUAUAAGGGAAAUUAAAAAGCAUCAACUAUUAUAUGAAAGACUGAGAAAGACACUGGAGGAUCUCAAGCAGGAAUCAGAGGGAGAAGAUGAUGAGGGGAGGAGGAGGUGGAGAGCAAAGGCUCAGCUUGAAGUGGACAUCAAGAACUCAGUCAGGGAUCUGCUCCGGCUUUUCCGCUCCCAUCCAGAUGCCAUUUUUCAUUUGAGGGCAGAGGAAGGAAUGGAAGUAGGAGAGAGUGAGUGCAAGCUAAUUAAAGGGCUUAAGAGGUUUCACAGCCAUAUAGUAGACAAACUGCUGACAAGUCUGGAUGAGGAGUCGCAGCUGGUCCUCCACAAGUCUGCGUCUUCGUCCCCCGCCUAUGAUCUGAAGAACUUGGCUUCUCUGGAAGAAGAAGUAGCUACAGCUAAGAAACAAAUAGAUGCAAAGAUUGCUCAGAAAAACAUUGAAAUCAAAAAUGUGCAGGAAGUAUCUUUUACAUCACUACUCACAGACAAGAAGAGUCAGCCACAAUUCAACAUAUCUAUGAGGCAGGCCAGUAUGCAACAGGAAAUUGAUCAACUGAAGAUUCGGCUCAGCAAUUUGAUCCUUGAGAACAAGCAGGCAGAGAGGAUACUCCAAGAGGAAAAUGAAAAAGUAGAGACAGAAAUUGAAUACUUGCUUCAAAAAUUUGACAGUGAAGUGGAAGAAAUCCAGGCCGACCUGGAGUUGAAUGAAAUUGAUCACGAAAGGGAAGAGGAUGAGUUGAGGAUGCUGGAGAAACCAUUUUCUGUCUUGGAGGAGGAGUGCAACCAGAUUCAGGAGAAGCGUCGACAGGCAGAGGAGCAGAGACAGCUGGAGAUGGAGGAGCUGCAGUUGAAGACCAAAGCUGCUAUUUUGGCCCAAGCGUGGUGGAGAGGCUACAGUACUCGCAAGGCCUUAAAGAACAAGGGCAAAAACAAGAAGGCCAAAAAAGGAAAAGGCAAGAAGAAAUAAAUCACACACAAGAUUCAUCACCCUGGUGCUUGUCAUUUAUGUGUUCUUAAUUCAAUAA